AUGACCACACUAGGAGCUGCGGGUCCAAUUAUGGAUUGGCUGCGUAUGAUGUACCGAAAGAUGGAAUACGUUGUGAAAUUGGGUCCCCAUCACUCCGACGCCUUUCAGUCCAUCAUAGGCAUUCUCGCCAGGGAUAGCUUGUCUCCCGGGUUAUGGAACAUCUACUUCUCUGAUUUUGCUGUGCCUGACCGACCAGACGAUAUCAUUUUCAAUGGUCACCAUAUUUCUCAUGUCGAACAAGCCGAUGACAUUAAACCCGGUAAAGCUUCAAAGGCACGGAAAUCUGUUAACGCCUUGUUUGGAGCAGAGAACUUCGUGGGCACUAUCCCUCCGAAAGGCGGUAUUGAUGUCUACAUGGCUACUGUUGAUCCGCAUUUGAUGUCUGCGUGUGACGUAUCCAUCGAUAUUGAUUCCACAUUGCUUUCCCAAAUGGAGUAUGUUCAGAACCGUUUCAUUCGGCGAUUGCUAGGCAUCGCUCAGCGUUCGCCCCUCGCCAUGCUGUUUUCUGAGUCUGGCAUAUGGCCCAUCAAGUAUCGUAGAAUCAUGCUUGCCCUUCGCUACUGGGAAUACGCGUUAUCACUUCCCGACGAUCAUUUCUUAUCCUAUGCCAUGACCGACUCACUCGCUCUUGCCAGAGCAAAGAAAGCCUCGUGGAUCAGGGACCUCGUUCAUGUCUUACAAAACCUGAAUAAGCCUGUGUUCAUUGAUUUGGCUCACAAUUGGCUUCCGAGCGAUAUCGAGAGGAUUAUAACUGAUGUUGAGCAAUCCUGCCUCUCAGACAUUUCCUCGUUCAUGGCGACAUCCUCCAAGGCCCUCUUGCUACGUCAUCGACCUCAUCCCCCUGCCCAUGCACAUCCUGAAAUGUUGCAGAAAUCAGCUGUGGCAAGUUUUCGUUCUUAUCUCAAUGUUCCCAUUCCUGCCCAUCGAAAAGCACUAGUGCGCCUGUUGACGUCUUCUCAUACACUUGCCGUCGAGGUCCUCCGAUGGGCGGAACGAAGGCGUCCUCCCGUUCCCCACUGUCAGCAUUUGUGCCGUCUUUGUGGUUCAGAGGUCGAGGAUGAGGCACAUGUUUUGCUGUACUGCGACGGAACUGGCGACUUACAGGAUUUACGUGCCUGUUUCUUUCACAACAUUUUCGCACUCGCAAGUCCUCCCCUUGCAGCUGCGCUGAAGUCCGCAUCAUUUGGACUCCAUGUUCUCCAUAUCCUUCUGGAUAGUGACGAUAGUCGAGUCCUUACUUCUUUUGCCAAGUACGUUUUUGACGUGUUCCGAGUUAUCAACUGUACACCACUGUAUCAUCCAUAA
Messenger RNA from Desarmillaria tabescens, 1305 nucleotides. RefSeq lists its product as uncharacterized. The transcript has 2 exons. The record is from RefSeq and is a predicted model, not a curated record. Bases 1 to 1305 code for a protein of 434 amino acids. NCBI's taxonomy places the organism in Eukaryota, Fungi, Basidiomycota, Agaricomycetes, Agaricales, Physalacriaceae.